Molecule: messenger RNA, 1608 nt
Organism: Papilio polytes (common Mormon)
Lineage: Eukaryota; Metazoa; Arthropoda; Insecta; Lepidoptera; Papilionidae
Product: protein rolling stone-like
Exons: 6
Coding region: 300-1166 (288 amino acids)
Cellular component (GO): membrane
Source: RefSeq, a predicted model, not a curated record
CGCGCUUCGACACGCGUGCACGGUACAACACUAGAUUAAAAAAAGCGCGCUCAAAUACGUAAAUAGUAAUGUUGGUUAAUUAAUUUUUAAUCGAUGUAAAUCAAAUAAAAAAAGAAUCGAUAUAAAUGUGGUGUAAUAGAUAUGGUGGGUACAGUUAGCUAGUGUAGAAUUGUGACUUAAUUGAAAAAAAUUAAAAACACUUUUAAUAUUAAAUAACAAAAUCAAUGCAUCGAAAUUGAAUUAAGAAGCUUACUAGUCAAUUGGCACUGUACUUAUUAGUGAUAACAUAAUUAGAAGAGAUGACGCAGUUAUCUUGGGGACAGAAGGCCGGUUGCUUCUACGGAGCACUUAAGCCAGGGGAGGAAAGACCAGAGUUAUUCGCAAGAUCAUGGCUUGGCCUCUGGGCUGUGUACUGGCGUGUACCCAUCUUUAUAUGGUCUCUCAUCACAAUAACCUGGUCUACUGCAGCGUUCUGGGGCUCCGUAAACAAAUAUAUGCUGUAUAUGACACACUGGGGGUUACUACUUAUACUAGUGGAAUCCUUCUUCGGCGUUAUCGUUGCACUCAAAGAAGAUCGUUUUUUACCAGGUAUACCAGAGCCAAUUCACACUGACGCCACGACACCUGAUUACGGAAGUUUUGUUGGAUCUUUGAAGAAUGAGAAUACGAAAUCUGAGUUCCCCUGGUACGUGAAAGUGUAUUGGGUAUUGUACAACAUCACCAUUCCUGUUGCCUUCCUCAUCACCGUCUUCUACUGGUCAAUACUAAAUACUGCUAUAAAAAAAGUUAACUACGCUCCGAACCCGACACUCGACGUAAUGUUACACGGUGUCAACAGCCUGGUAAUGUUAACUGAGUUGGUUCUGUCGGCGCAUCCCAGCCGAUUGCUCCAUGUAAUGCAACCGCUGUACUUUGGAAUCGUAUAUUUGAUAUUCACCAUUGUAUACUACGACGCGGGAGGGCUUGAUCCUUGGGGCCACGUAUUCAUCUACCCUGUCAUCGACUGGUCUAAACCGGAACAGACGUUGGUGGUUGCCUCUCUCACGGGCCUGUUCCUUGCCCUCAUGCAUAUACUGACCGUUGGUGUGGCGACAUCACGAGACAUUAUAGCCAGACGGUGUCGUAGAGCACCUAAUGGAUUAUACAACGAUGGAUUCGAAGCUUAAUGUCGAUGCUUAGGAAGAAUCGAGAUGUAAAACCAUGCAUCGGUACAAUCGAAUCGAUUGAAAGAAUCGCCACAAGAUGAUGAUAAAGUUAUUGCCGUGGAAGUGAGGACUUCCUUGGUUAUUCCUAUUCGAACAUUUGGAUUUUUAUUGGAGACUGUUAUAAUUUGACAUUAAUGUGUCGUGACGUAUCUUUGACUCAAAAGGACUUGUUUGUUUAUAAGAUUUUUAUAAAAUGUUUCAGAUAUUUUGUACUACCUUGUACUAAAUACGCAUGUAACAUGUUUACUGUUAACAAAAUUGUAAGUGAAAUAUAAUCUAGUGAAUUGUUAUAAGCUUUAUCAUUAUUUAGUUCAAAAUAGAAAUGUAAAGUGUUAAGAAACUGAUAUUUGUGUAAAGUUUUGUGUAAUAAAGCAAACUGUGAUGGUUGUCCUAUUUUAGUAAA